AUGGCUACAUAUGAUUGGCUCUUUACCCCAUCUUACCAUAGCUCUCCAGCCCAACCACCUUUGGAAGAACCUCAACUCCAAGCUGUCUCACCACCACCACUCCCAGUAGAGGAGCCACCACAGCAGCCACUGCAGCCACCUCCCGAGCCUCCGAGGCGAAGGAGGAACGCACGCAUGCCCGUGAGAGGAGGACCCCAUUUCAGUUCUCCUCAUGGUUCGAGUUCCUAUCCCCCUAUUCCAGAGGACCCCCAGAUGGGUGGGCCCUCAAACGCGGCACCGGAGGCUAAUCCUCCGCAAGCUUCUUAUGCACUACCUCAGCCGCCUGUGGGUUUUGAUAACCCAAUUCCGACGUACCCAGGUCCUUCCGGGUACAAUCCUUAUGAGAACCCAUCGGGGUACCCCUUGGACUAUGUAUCUCAAGACCCGUACCUUACGGCUGCGCAGUAUCACCACCUUUAUCCUUCUACUUACCCUCCUAUGCAUCCAGCUGGAUACCCGGUUCAGGGUUACCAGUACCCGUCGUACCAGCCACCUCCUCCCCAGCAGCUACAGCAACAGCAACAAACUCAAGAAAUUCUGGAGAGGCUAGAUAAGGUUGAAAACAACGCUAGGAAGAACAAGGAAAGGCAUACUAGUUUCAUGAAAGGCCUUGCGAACCUUAUCAAAGGGAAGAAGAAGUAG
Molecule: messenger RNA, 681 nt
Organism: Helianthus annuus (common sunflower)
Lineage: Eukaryota; Viridiplantae; Streptophyta; Magnoliopsida; Asterales; Asteraceae
Product: proline-rich receptor-like protein kinase PERK14
Exons: 1
Coding region: 1-681 (226 amino acids)
Source: RefSeq, a predicted model, not a curated record